Cornus florida is the source of this 1039-nucleotide messenger RNA. RefSeq names its product actin-related protein 2/3 complex subunit 3. The record is from RefSeq and is a predicted model, not a curated record. The transcript has 5 exons. Bases 226 to 750 code for a protein of 174 amino acids. Gene Ontology annotation, cellular component: Arp2/3 protein complex; cytoskeleton. Gene Ontology annotation, molecular function: actin filament binding. Gene Ontology annotation, biological process: Arp2/3 complex-mediated actin nucleation; regulation of actin filament polymerization. Lineage: Eukaryota; Viridiplantae; Streptophyta; Magnoliopsida; Cornales; Cornaceae.
GAUGUAGAAAUGGAGGGGUAAAUAUUGUUAGGUAAAAGUUAGCUCCCGCUUUAAAUAUAAUAAUCCAGACGCUCAAUUGUCUCACCUUCUCCGAUCCGAUCGAUAGUGAAACAGUUCCCAAUUCUCCGAUUGACAAUCACAGAAAAUUUUGUCCGUUCAGUGCGAGAAUCUGAUCACUGAGGUUAAAACUCUUCCGUGGUAAGAGUAGCUUGUGUGGGGACCAACAUGGUUUACCACUCCAGUUUUGUUGAUGAUGAAGGAAUUACCAAAGCGUGUGGCUGCCCUCUUCUUCCUUUAAAAAGCCAUAUAAAGGGUCCUGCUCCAGUUUCCGAUCAAGAAAGAACGGAUAUUGUUGAUGAAGCAAUCACAUUCUUUCGCGCCAAUGUCUUCUUCAGAAACUUUGAUAUCAAAAGCUCAGCAGAUAAACUACUUAUCUAUCUGACAUUCUAUAUCAAUGUGGCUUUGAAGAGGCUCGAGGGCUGCAGAACUUUGGCUGAAGGUACCAAGGCAAUUAUUAACUUGGGUCUGGAAAAGGUUCCUGUUCCUGGAGAAUCAGGUUUUCCCUUUCCAGGCCUCUUUGUGCCUCCUCAAUCGCAGAAAGAAGCAGAGUUAUUAAGGAAUUAUCUGAAGCAGAUACGGGAGGAAACCAGUGGGAGACUACUGAGCGUUGCAUACAGACCCAAUGGGACUCCAAAUAAAUGGUGGUUGGCAUUUGCUAAGAGAAAAUUUAUGAACAUCAUUGUUCCUUAAACUGUUUAUUGUUCCUUAAAAGUUAAAACUGUUUAUUAUAAAAGUCCGUUCAAAGAAAACACCGUUUUAGCAGCCUGAUGGAUUUGACUGCUAGUAGCUGUAAACAUUUUCUGCCUCAAAUAAUCUGUAAACUGUAAUAACAUAGCCUGAAGAGUGAAUGAGGAAAGCAUUAUUGCUUGUUUAGAAGGCCAAAGAAGAGAGGACAUUUACUUGUUUGUGUUGAUAUCUGAACACUGGGCACAACUUUGCCACAUGUGAAGUAUAUUAUUUUCAGUUGAUUGAACUAUAA